GCCCAUCAACGCAAAUCCUUACUCAACAUGUUCUCCCGUUACACAAUCUCGCGAUGAUAUCACCCCGAGGGAACAGUUGACCCGGUGGCAUUCCACCAAUAACUCGCGCGAUGUUGUUUUUCGGUCCGAAACUAUGGUAAAUAUAUAUGCCCACUACCUCCCUGUUUUUCGUAACCUGCUUGGCAACUUUCUAGAUUGAAUCCAGCGCUUUUGGUUUCAAGAUGGCUUUUCUUAGAAAGCGCUCCCUGAAAGUCAGCGACGACGAGAGGACAACGGCUGCGGAAUUGACUUUGAGACAAUCGAUAUAUCCGCUGUGUCUCGUGACUAUUCUCUUCUUCCUAUGGGGUUUCUCUUACGGCCUUCUUGAUACGCUGAACAAACAUUUCCAAAAUACACUGCACAUCAAUAGAGCUAGAUCUUCCGGUCUUCAAGCUGCUUAUUUCGGCGCAUAUCCUCUCGCCUCUUUGGGUCAUGCAAACUGGAUUCUUCGCCAUUAUGGAUAUAGAGCCGUCUUCAUCUGGGGACUUUGUCUAUAUGGGCUCGGUGCCUUGAUUGCUUGGCCAUGUCUCCUCCACCGCUCGUUCGGAGGCUUCUGUGCUGCUAUUUUCAUCAUAGGAAAUGGGUUGGGGUCGCUGGAAACAGCUGCAAACCCAUACAUUACAGUAUGCGGCCCACCAAGAUAUGCCGAGAUGCGAAUCAAUAUCUCGCAAGCUUUCAACGGUGUUGGCACGGUUAUUGCUCCAGUGUUAGGCUCAUAUGUCUUCUUUCUCAAGACUGGCGAGGACGAGAAAGCUUUGAAGAAUGUGCAAUGGGUCUACCUGGCUAUUGCCAUAUUUGUGUUUCUCCUCGCAGGGGUAUUCUAUUUCUCCACCAUCCCCGAGAUCACCGAUGCAGACAUGGCUUUUCAAGCAGAAGAGACACAUGCGAAUGUAGAGGUAGGACCAUUCCACAAACAAUAUCGCCUCUUCCAUGCAGCGUUCGCACAAUUCUGUUACACGGGCGCUCAAGUUGCCAUCGCAGGCUACUUCAUCAACUAUGUCACUGAAACCCGUCCAAACACAAGUUCCUCACUGGCAGCAAAGUUCCUUGCCGGUGCUCAAGCCUCGUUUGCCAUGGGACGCUUCACCGGCGUUGGAUUCAUGAAGUUUAUUCGCCCAAGAUGGGUCUUUCUCGCCUACCUUACCAUGUGCAUCGUCUUCGUCGCACCAAGUAUCACACAACGAGGCAAUACCGGCAUGUCAAUGCUGUACAUCACCCUCUUCUUCGAAUCAAUCUGCUUCCCAACAAUCGUCGCACUGGGUAUGCGAGGGCUUGGCAAACACACAAAACGGGGAUCAGGUUGGAUUGUUGCUGGUGUCUCCGGAGGGGCUUGUGUACCGCCGUUGCUAGGUGCCGUUGCAGAUCUUCAUAACUCGACGGCUAAGGCAAUGGGUGUACCUUUGGCUUUCUUUAUUGCAGCCUGGAGUUAUGCCCUUUGUGUGAACUUUGUGCCGUCGUAUAGAGAUCCGGCUGAUAAGUUCUCGACGACGAAGGUGGGACUUGAGGAGAGCACUGGGUCAGUGGACGAUGUUGAGAGCGGCCCGCGAAGUGGCGUUAUGGAGAAGGAGCAUGAGGGUGGCGAAGUGCAGCACGUUAAUUCGUCCCGUGAGGUUGUGGGAAGUUAGGUUGAGUCGGGGAGACAAGAGUAAGGAUUUGGACUCUUUCAUUGUGCACGUUAUCCUCUUUAUUGUAUUACAUCACGAUUUCCUUUCAGCCUGGAGCACCAAUGCUCCAUCUACCGUGACACUCGACAUUGUAUCUAAUUCAUCCUCUCUUCAGGAUUUCUCAAGAUUAAUCAAGAACGAGCAGCUAUUGGUUCUGCAAUGAAGAGGCACAACACAAAAUUUUACUACCCCC
Molecule: messenger RNA, 1896 nt
Organism: Hyaloscypha bicolor E
Lineage: Eukaryota; Fungi; Ascomycota; Leotiomycetes; Helotiales; Hyaloscyphaceae
Product: MFS general substrate transporter
Exons: 5
Coding region: 222-1664 (480 amino acids)
Biological process (GO): transmembrane transport
Molecular function (GO): transmembrane transporter activity
Source: RefSeq, a predicted model, not a curated record